This is a messenger RNA of Rosa chinensis, 2796 nucleotides long. RefSeq lists its product as uncharacterized. The transcript is spliced from 6 exons. Bases 1 to 2796 code for a protein of 931 amino acids. Lineage: Eukaryota; Viridiplantae; Streptophyta; Magnoliopsida; Rosales; Rosaceae. The record is from RefSeq and is a predicted model, not a curated record.
AUGUCUGGAUCGUCUGAACCACCCAAGUACACCAAAACGCCCCUCCACGUCAUUCAAGCACGGAUUGAAAAGCUUAAGAAAAACUUGGAUCUCUUUGACGUCCAAGUUACCACUCCACUUCAAUUUCGUGAGCUUCAAUUAGAUAGUGAAGGGAAUAGAGUAGAGGGAGGAUCAGAAGCUUCUGACACUUCAGUUGUUCCAUCACCACACCAAAUGCCACCUCCAUCACCUCGUGCACUCUUAGUCAUUCAACCACCACCACCACCAAUGGCUCUCACCAUCAGGCAACUCUCUACAUCUGUGAUCCCACCUGGUGGCGUUCUAACUUGUAUAACCUACCCUGCUACAGCUGAGGGGGGUUCACAUGGACAAGUCAUGGUGUGUGGAGUUUGUUCUACGCAAGGGCAUGCGUCUAACCAAUUCCCUCAACUCAUGGAGGAAGGAGGACAAGAAGGUGUCAACGCCAUAGGUUUCCAACAAGGGUACCAACGUCCUAGGAAUGAUCCAUAUUCGAAUACUUACAAUCCUGGAUGGAGGGAUCACCCUAAUUUUCGUUGGAAGGACAAUGAGAACGCUCAAAGUGCACCUCAAGGCUUCCAACCACGUCCUCAAGGCUUUUAUCAAAAGCCUCAACCUCCUAACCCUACUCCUUUCAAUUCGAAUUUUAAUUCAAAUGCUUCUUCUUCUUCUUCUAAUGAUGAAUUGAUCCGAACUCUAACUAAGUCUACUCAAGCUUUAAUUGCAGGUCAAACUCAUCAUGGGAAUCAAAUCAAUGCUAUAUCUACGGAUGUGAAUGAGAUGAAGAAGCAAAUGAGUCAAGUUGUGGAGUUUAUGGGUAAGUUUCAUGAGCAAGGUAAACUACCAAGUGGUACCAUCCCAAAUCCUCACUUUGAGCAAGCCAAAGUCGUCACUACAAGGAGUGGUAAGACCCUUGUAGAUCCUCCAACGCCUCCCAAAAAGAUCUCAACGUCCAUUUUAGAGGAGGAGGAUGACCCUGCAACGUCUAAGGCUCAUGUGACACCUCCUACUGCAGAACCGAAACCUAAAGGACAAGUUUCUAACUCUUUCAAUUCGGUUAUUGCUAAUCCAUCUUCUUCUCCUUUGCCUUUCCCAAGCAGAUAUGCUAGAUCCAAGAAAGAUGAGGCCGAAAAGGCCAUCUUGGAGACCUUCAAGAAAGUGCAAAUCAACAUCCCUCUCCUUGAGGCCAUUAAGCAAAUUCCUAAGUAUGCCAAAUUCUUGAAAGAGCUUUGCACCACAAGGAGACAAAACCGUGAGAGAGAAGUGGUGAAGGUAAGUGAGAACGUCUCAGCUGUGCUUCAACGCAAAAUGCCUGACAAAUGUAAGGAUCCAGGGAGUUUUUCUAUCCCUUGUGUUAUUGGAACCACUAGAUUCGAAAAUGCCAUGCUAGACUUAGGUGCUUCUAUAAAUGUCAUGCCUUAUUCUGUUUAUGAAACUCUAGGUCUAGGUGAGCUUAAACAUGAUAAUGUUAUUAUUCAGUUGGCAGAUCGAUCUAAUGCAUACCCUAAGGGGUUAGUUGAGGAUGUACUUGUGCAGGUGGGUGAGCUAAUCUUCCCAGCUGAUUUUUACGUCCUAGAGAUGGAGGAGCCUUCUCCAAAGUCAACGCCACUUUUGCUAGGUCGUCCCUUCAUGAGGACGGCUAGGACUAAAAUUGAUGUGUAUUCUGGCACCUUGUCAAUGGAAUUCGAUGGAGAAGUUGUUGGCUUUAACAUUUUCGAAGCUAUGAGGUAUCCCCUAAGUGAUUUUCAAUCAUGUUUUUCUAUUGAUAUACUUGAUAAACUUGCGCAGAAAUUCAUGGAGAUUAUGGAGGAUGAUGCCAUGGCUUCAACCAUUGCAAGUGGCGUUGGCAUUCUUGAGAAUGGCGCCACCAUACCUAAGGAAGAGCUCACGGAUUCUUAUGAAUCCAUCCACCUAGAAAACGUUGCUUCUCUUGAGGCAACGACCUAUGCACCUACCCUAGAGUUAAAGCCAUUACCAGAUCAUUUGAAGUAUGUUUAUUUGGGAGAUAAAGAGACGUUGCCAGUAAUUAUAUCUUCAUCAUUGACGUCUACUCAAGAGGACAAGCUUGUGGAGAUGCUUAGGAGGCACAAGACUGCAAUUGGUUGGACUUUAGCAGACAUUAAGGGAAUUAGCCCUACCACUUGUGUCCACAGGAUUUUGCUUGAGGAGGGAGCUAAGCCAACUAGGGAGGCUCAAAGACGAUUGAAUCCACCCAUGAAGGAAGUUGUGAAGAAAGAAGAAGUGGCGUUUGAGUUUGAUGAGGAUUGCAAGAAGGCAUUCAACACUUUGAAGGAGCUUCUAACGUCUGCACCAAUUAUGCUUCCACCAGAUUGGUCUCUACCCUUUGAGAUCAUGUGUGACGCCUCUGAUUAUGCCAUUGGGGCCGUGCUAGGACAAAGAAGGGACAAGAAGCCCCACGCCAUCUACUAUGCUUCUAGGACCCUUAAUGAUGCUCAACUCAAUUACUCUACAACUGAAAAAGAACUUUUAGCUGUUGUUUUUGCCUUAGAGAAAUUUCGAUCUUAUUUGUUGGGUACUAAAGUUAUUAUUUAUUCUGAUCAUGCAGCUCUGAGGUGCCAAAGAACUGGUAAUUUAGGACCUAGAGAUCAAAUGCCUUUAACUCCUGUUAUAAUAGUCGAAAUCUUUGACAUAAAGAGCCAUAUUACUGGAGCAGAAUUCAAGGUGAAUGGACAUCGUCUUAAGCCUUAUUAUGAGGCGUUUGUGGAGCAUAAUGUGGAGGAUGUACCCCUCCAGGAGGCGCCACAACCAGAAGAAUAA